This is a messenger RNA of Hibiscus syriacus, 1335 nucleotides long. Its product is annotated as phosphopantothenate--cysteine ligase 2-like. Bases 107 to 1057 code for a protein of 316 amino acids. Gene Ontology annotation, cellular component: nucleus; cytoplasm. The transcript is spliced from 10 exons. The record is from RefSeq and is a predicted model, not a curated record. Gene Ontology annotation, biological process: coenzyme A biosynthetic process. NCBI's taxonomy places the organism in Eukaryota, Viridiplantae, Streptophyta, Magnoliopsida, Malvales, Malvaceae. Gene Ontology annotation, molecular function: phosphopantothenate--cysteine ligase activity.
UUUAUUUUUCUCACUCUUGCUCCCAGUCCCAUAAUGCUUUUGUAGUAGCUGCUGUUAGUGUUUCUCUGUUUGACUGUCGAUUUUUAGAGUUCCAGGGUAAUUUAGAAUGGAUUCCACGACUCUUCACGAGGAGAUCAACUCAUUCUUUGAGUCAGCUCCUCCGCUCAAAGAUUCUGUUAAAAUUGCCGACAAAUUGAAUCAAUUCGUCCAGUUCGAUUCUCCAUCUUCAGAAGGAAAAGGGAGGAGGGUUGUGUGCGUGACAUCAGGAGGAACUACGGUUCCUCUGGAGCAGCGGUGUGUUCGGUAUAUUGAUAAUUUUAGUUCAGGGAAUAGAGGAGCGGCUUCUACAGAGUAUUUUAUUAAGGCUGGAUACAAGGUCAUAUUUUUGUAUAGGAGGGGAACCUGCCAGCCAUAUUGCAGGUCUCUUCCAGAGGAUCCUUUGCUGGAAUGUUUUGAGCUCGCUGAUGAUUCCGAUUUUCAAGUGCGGCAAUCACAUUCUGAAGCAGUGAAGGGGGCUAUUAGGAACAAUCAUGCUGCGGUAGCUGGUGGUCUCCUUUUGAAGAUACCCUUUACAACCAUAUUCGAGUAUCUUCAGAUGUUAAGAAUGAUUGCAUCAUCAAUGAGAAGCCUCGAGCGUCAUGCAAUGUUUUAUCUUGCUGCUGCCGUCUCUGACUUUUACGUUCCUUGGAAGAGCAUGGCAGAGCACAAGAUUCAGUCAGCAUCUGGCCCUUUAGACAUGCGACUUAUGCAAGUCCCGAAGAUGCUCUCGGUGCUGAGGACGGAAUGGACUCCCAUGGCUUUCUGCAUAUCCUUCAAGCUCGAGACGGAUUCAAAAAUUCUCCUAGAGAAGGCCAAUAUGGCUCUUAAAAAGUACAAAAUGCAUUCAGUUGUAGCCAACGAGUUAUUGACCAGGAAAGAGGAGGUCACGGUGGUCACAGAAAACGGAAAUAUUUCAGUUCUCCGGGAUAAGACUCGACCGGGGUCUGACGUGGAGGAUCCGCUGAUUGAACUCCUUGUGAAGAACCACUCAACAUACAUCGAAGAUGGUAGCACAUGAUGUGUAGGUAAGCAGGACUAUCCCCUGAUACAACAUAGCACACUUUUAUCCUUUGGAAUUCUCCUUUAUGUAGUUUUUCUUUACUGUUACAAAGCCUGUAACAAAUUGUUUCAAUUUCGGUCACUGUUCCUAAGUUUGUAAACGAUUGUUAUAACCGGACAACUGAUUAUCCGGCUAGUUCGUAGGAAAAAAAAAACAGGUCGGGUCACAGGGUAUUCGAGAUUAUUUAUGUAUUUUUCAAAUCGAUUUACUUUUUAGAUUGAGUUUUGAUCCACCUA